CUGAAAACGUCAUAAGAAGAAACCGUUUCAGUGUCCGCUUUAAGUUCAUCUCAGAGUCCGAAAGAAGGUCCCGCGUUAACGGAGCAUCUCAGGGGUCUGGAGGGGAAGAGGAUGACAAGUUGACUGGCCGCCUGCAGGGGAAAGAACACCUGAAGGAGCAGCUCACCUGAUCAGAUGACGCAGAGCCCUUCACCCGCACGCGCUGCUGCUGCUAACAUGCUAGCGGUGGUCGGUCAUUUUGCUCACAGAUGGAAUAAAAGGCAUUAUCCCUCCACUGCUGCAGGGACUGGCUGAAGUCCACACUACUCAUAGGAAUCUUCACUGCUCCGAUUGCAUCGUGUUUGGAGAAGCGGUCAAAGUCGUAAACGGUCAUCACAAGGGUCUUCCCGCCUAACUCAGUAACCCGGGAUCCGUCUCUGCCAAAGCUGCUGACGUGAAGGGAAGUGCCGCACAGACAGAGAGAGGGAGAGACAGAGGUUAAUCACCAUGCCUGGACCAGUGAUCUUUCGUCAAAGACAAGAGACAAGCAGGUGUUGAGUUGUUGGCACCAGAAAAAGAGCGUGGAAAGGAAAAUUGCCGGCGCCUUUGUUGUUGUCUCACCGGACAUCAAGAAGAGGUUUUGGAGAUGUCAAGAGCAGAAGUUCUACAUUUGAAUCAUGUCCUGCAGACCGUGGGCAUCCUGGAGUCUGUCAUUCUUCGCAGUUUUGGCCCUGAAGGUGGACAGGUGCUGUUUACCCGAGACACAGGACAGGCGAUGUUGACCCGCUGUGGGAGUCGUAUUCUCACUGCUUUACGCUUGGAGCACCCGGUAGCACGGAUGGUUGUGGAGUGUGCCUGGAAGCACAGUACAAAAACUGGAGAUGGAGCGAAGACUUUCAUCCUUCUGCUUGCAUCAUUGCUAAGGAGCAUUCAAACAACAGCCUUCAAGGAGUGUCUCAGAUCUCACACCUUCAUCUCCCGGGAACGAGCGGUGACUGCUACUGCCAGACGAUUGGCGGAUGACUUGAUGACCUUCGCCCUGCAGACGCUGGGGCAUCUUAUCUGUCUAGAAGUCGUCCCCAGUGGUCACUGUCUAGUGCUGGAGGAUUGCACCGGAAAAGCGCAAGACUCAGCUGGAACAGACACCCUUCAAAAAUUGCUGGCUUCAUUCUUUCAUACCCGCGUGGGUCAUAUCCACUGUGAGUUUGUUGCUGAUCUGCUCUGCAAGAUGCUCUCAAAUUGGACAGUUAAAAAUGCAAAGGGGGAUCACUUCUCACUACAGUUUUUAAGUGACAGCUUUGCAGUUUUGCACACCCCCGUAUCAGGUUUUCCUCUGUCUUGCUCACGUUUGAUUGAGGGGCUGGUGAUCCACAGGGACUUUGCCACUCCAUAUCACCACACUGACCAGCCAGUAAAAGCAGUAGCGUUCACAACAUGCCUCCACCAAAAACUGCUGAGUACAGACUACGUCUUGCAGCUCACAGGUCAAAUGCAUCUGACCAAAGAAGGAAGUCUUGUGCGUUUUGGAGCCUUAGCAGAAUCAACUGUGGAAAGGGUAUUUGCAGCCUUGGAAAAGUUGGGAGUUUCAUUUAUUCUUUCUGCGGUCAAACAGUCUGAAGCUGUUCUGACUUUAGCCGCUCAGAGGGACAUGAAUGUUGUUGAGUGUGUAAGUGACGACGAGCUGAACCUCUUCGCUCAACUCAGCAAGACCAAACCAGUCACGGAUUACCAAAGCAUUCAAUCAGAGCAUGUAGCUACACUGGAGUUCUGCAGACCCAUACUGCUUGGCGCGCACAGAUACGUUCAAGUGGAGUUUCCUGAUAUCUAUGGACAUGCAGAAGUUAAACCUUGCACUGUUGUGAUAUGUGGCUCUGCUGAAGGCCAUACGGAUCAGUACGCAUGCGCAUUUAAGGACGCCCUACAAAUGCUGCUCACAACAUGGGAGCCUUUAAAUUCAACGUUAACUGCACCACCAAAGAGAAGAUCAGAAUCUGGCCUGAAGGAAGGAGCCAAGUCUUCUUCUCAUUCUGCCCUGACUCAGACUUUGGAUCCAGGCUGGGUCGUAAGGGCUGGUGGGACUUUUGAGUUCCUCUUGUACUGCUCUCUAAUGCAGCAUGCACAGACUAAUUUCAUUUAUAAUGACACUGUGGAUCCUGAAGUUUAUAAGAUCUUGGCAAAUGCCCUUCUAAGCGUGCCCAGGCAGAUUUACUCCAGAAGACAUUUUUUGAAGAUUCAAACAAGAUUCCUGAGCUCUUGUAAAAGUCCCUCUCAACAAAAUACACCAAAGCUGGACUCAAGCCUCCACACAGAGGGUCAUCAAACAAAUUUGAAUAUUAAUGGGACAAAUGAUACUCCGUCAAAAACCUUUGGGUUUGACUCGGGUCUUGAAUCAGUUUCCUGUAAAUACAAGACUGUUUUAGCUGUGCUGCAGUGUGUCAGAAGUCUCCUGCGGGUUGAUGCGAUCGUGCACACACACACUGCACUACACACCAGCUCGCACAGACCCUCAAACAUUUCCUGUGAGGUCCCUGAGGACGAGGACUAAUGUUGUUUUGUCGUGGCUUUGAUACAUACUUCCAUGAACCUACAGCACUAGAAACCAACAGGCCUCAAUUUGGCUUUGAGCAUAAUAUUAAUUUGAAUGUGGAUCUUUCAGUUGUAUAUCGUUAUGCUUGAACCAGAAGUGGGCGUUCAUUCAGUUGAAAAAGUCUUUGAGUCAAUUCUUGUUAAGUAUUAUAUGUAAAAAGGAAACGGAAAGAAAUGAAGGCAGCAUUAAGAUAACUAACAUUAUCUGAAAGCUAUAGAGGGAAAAUGAUUUGACACUAAGAUUUUGAUGUAGGUUUAAAAAAAAGUAGUAUUUCACUCAAAAUACAAUAUUCUGAAACAAGAUCAUCUUAAUUCUGAUCAAAAAUUGUAACUGUCGAUUUAAAACAUUUGAAGAUGAGGAAAUAAUUGGAAGAACUGCAAACAUGUCUGUCAAAUGCCUAAAGAAAUAAUAAAAAUAGCAGUCAUGCAUGCAUUUUUAGAAAGACUACUACAUGCAAAAUUUUCUGUCAAAUUAAGAAUUGUUACUUUUCAUGUAAUCACUUCCAAAACAACUCGCAGAAAAGUCUCUUUGUGUUGGUUUAUAUCUUGAGAGCAUCAUGUUCCUUGUUGCCUUAUCUCCUGUUGGUUUGGCCACCUUCCAUUGACAUGCGCAAUAUCAAAGUGGGAAAAAAGCACAGCAACAGCCAAGUCACAGAGGUUCAUGUCAGAGGCAGUUUUAUGUCCUCCUGAUCAGACUACACCCAACUGUCAGCAGCCGUAUCAACACCACAUCCUGCCCUGUGAUCAGAUGAGGUUUGGGGGUGAAGAAGUGAGUCACUGAGUGCAAAUUAAUCACAUGUAACAACAAAUCUGCCUUUUCUACCAAAUAGUUCGUGAUAAGCCUUGCUUUGGACUGGGUGACAUGAUGACUAACUCUUGUUAGUCCUCCUCGUCGGUCUGGGAAUUAAGCUUUUUUGUUUUGAGCCACACCUAUUCAAACAAUGAAAUGCCAUUUACUGUGUGACUCAAUAUUUUGUUCUUGGGGGGGGCUGUGGGUAACUAAUGGCCUCUAGGAGUUCAAAAGCCAUUUGGUGCUCCAAUGCUGUGUGGUGUGGUGGUCUGUCUGUAGGUUGACAUCUCAUCUGGAGGCAUCGCAUUUCACAUAUAAACAGACACCAAAAACCUUUUGUCUGGAAAACCCACAGAGCAUAGUGACAACGUACAAAAACAACACAGGCUCAGAGAUUCGAAGUUAGGCCAUGGUAUGAAAACUGUGCCACUUUGCCUUUAAAAAAAUUCUAAAAUCAUCUUGGAACAUUUACUGUAUAAGACGCAUAUGGCCUACAAGGAUAUGUUCCAUUCUCAGCCAUACGUUCUUAUCGAGGUAGCAUCACAUUCAGUUUAAAAAAACAAAAAAAAGUUUUGAAUAGUUUACUUAUUUUUUGUGCAAUAUGGGUUGGUAUGCCCAUGAAGACUCAAUAUAACUACAAAAAAAAGCAAAUACAUCAUAACAAAUAGUGUGUCUCAGUAACAGCCUUACUGUGUCACAGGGUGGUAUGUACUGUAACUGAGGGAUGGGCAUUAUUUUCAUAAAAUAUAUUUUAUUUAGAGAAAACACAGUCUUGUAUCAAGUGCAUUACUUUAUUGAUGAAAUGAAUGAGUAUUUAUUUAUCUCGACAGAUGUGAGCUCAAUCUUAAACCAAGUUCUACCCAAUUAUGUAUCAUUAUAAAAGAGUGAGACACAAAUUGGUUAAUACAUGUUGUUUUAUUUCACUCUUUUUAUUUAAGUGUAAAACCGUGCUUAGGAUUUAAAUCAUGCCUGUCUGUUAAAAAAAAACUACAUUACAAAACGCAUGGUCAAACCACAUGUGACAAACAAGUUAAUAUUUACAGACAUUUGGGUUUUUUU
Synchiropus splendidus (mandarinfish) is the source of this 4414-nucleotide messenger RNA. RefSeq names its product Bardet-Biedl syndrome 10 (gene bbs10). NCBI's taxonomy places the organism in Eukaryota, Metazoa, Chordata, Actinopteri, Syngnathiformes, Callionymidae. The record is from RefSeq and is a predicted model, not a curated record. Bases 626 to 2524 code for a protein of 632 amino acids. The transcript has 8 exons. Gene Ontology annotation, molecular function: ATP binding; ATP-dependent protein folding chaperone. Gene Ontology annotation, biological process: chaperone-mediated protein complex assembly.